GGUCCGGCUUGUCGGGUUCAAGGUGACUAUUGCCAACAUGAUUCCUAACAGUAGCUUCUUUUCUAGCCGAACAAAUAUCCAAAGACCUUACCUAUCACUUCAAAAUACAGUCUGCUACGAUUGAAUUUCAGUAAGCAUGACAAGCUACAAGCAGGAAAUGCCACCACCUGGUGGAUACUCUCCGCUUGAUUUCUCCAGAAAAAUGCCAAGAGGAACAUUAAAUGGUCUUGUAACACUUGGUUGUCUCUACGCUACAACAUUUGUGGGCAUACAAAUUUACCACUACCGCAAAGAAAAAGCCGCCGUUGUCGAGCGAGAGGAUCAAGAGAAUCGGAUUGCUCUCACCCCUUUCAUUUUGGCCGAACAACAACGCUUAUACAUGAAGCAACUUCGGAGAAACCGUGAUUAUGAAAAAGAAUUGAUGAAGGAUGUAGCAAAUUGGAAGGUUGGACAUUGGUUUGAUUAUCCAGUAUUCCAUAAUCCUCGGGGCUUGUGGUGUGAUCCAUACAAAGAAGAUUUUUAUGCUCACUUGACUCAAUGGGAUAAAGGAAAACAAGAAAGUAUAAAGCGUAUAUAUCCUUAAACCGUUGUGAUUUUCUUAUUUAACUGUAGCUAUAUAUUCACCAAAUAAAAUACGACUUAGGGUUAGCCCAAGUUUUGUGUUCUGCUUUAUUAUCAAUGUGUAAAUCAAUAGAUUUUUUGGUACACCAAUCCAUUUGCAGUGUGUUCGGU
This is a messenger RNA of Trichobilharzia szidati, 732 nucleotides long. Lineage: Eukaryota; Metazoa; Platyhelminthes; Trematoda; Strigeidida; Schistosomatidae. The record is from the annotation of a GenBank genome assembly.